This is a messenger RNA of Antechinus flavipes (yellow-footed antechinus), 1936 nucleotides long. RefSeq names its product coiled-coil domain containing 169 (gene CCDC169). Bases 490 to 1548 code for a protein of 352 amino acids. The record is from RefSeq and is a predicted model, not a curated record. Lineage: Eukaryota; Metazoa; Chordata; Mammalia; Dasyuromorphia; Dasyuridae. The transcript is spliced from 9 exons.
GGGCAGCCCUCCUUCUGUGCUCUUCUCACUUGUGUGAGCACCAAGCACUGAAAUGUACUAACUUACACCAUGUAUCAACUGAUCCCCAUAUACAUUGGUUUAUUCUCUAUGCGUUUGGUAAGCUUCUUUUGGCCAGGACUUGCCCAUUUCCUUCUCCCUCCUUCAUAGAUUGCCAAACGAGAUCAAUUAACACAAACAGGUCAGGAGAUGAAGAAAAACAUAUAAUUUGUAUGAAAUUGUAGUCUUUGGGCUAUAGAAAAUCCUUAUCUUAAGGAAACUGCCUCCUGAAGGAAAAUGAUCUACAUGAUAAGAGCUGGGAAGGGGACUUUCUUAGUGUCUGUUAAGUAAUUAGAGUAAGGUGACCCAACAGCUGAGCAACACACAUAGUGGGGGUGAACAGGGACGGGAGGGGCUCUCAGAAAGGGAAGAUGCUCCUCAAGCGAUUUUUCGAGAUUGAUUCAAGAAUCUUCUAAAACCGAAGUGACGCGGAUGUUCGCCAAUCACCGAGCGAAAGGCGGGGCCGUAUUGUUCUACUUCACCAAUCAGGGAAAGAUCGAAUUCCCAGCGCCCAGAACUCGAGUGCUCUCUCAUCUUUCUCUCAGACUUUGCAGGUCCUUAUGGGGGCGUCGCGUGAGAGCUUGGCGGUCCUGUGGCAUUUCUCGGUGUGCCUGGAAUCCUCGCUUCUUUCCACCAACAGACCCUAUUCUCUACCUCCCGGGCCCAACAUUUCCCUUCGUCACGGCUUCUGCAUCCCGGGAGCUACGGGGAGGUAUCUGCCGGCCGUCAGGUCCCUCCAGCCGAAGCUGGGAGGGUCAAGGCUACGUGACUAUAGAGGCUGGUCCUCGCCAUAGUGACGGCGCCUCUUCAGGGGGGAGGCUUCCCCAGCCUUCAUCCCGCACUCGCCUUUCCAAACCGGCCCCUCGUCUAAAAAGGGAUAUAGUGCAACUCACAACGAUUGAAAUCAGGAACAAGAUAGUAGAAUUGGAAGAAGGAUUAAAAAAUGUUGAAGAUGAAGGUAAUGAAUGGAAAACUCGUUAUGAAGCGCAAAUUGAAUUUAAUAAUCAAUUAGAAAAGCAAAUAUUAAGUCUUCGAGAGAAAAUGGCCAAAGUUCACGGGAAUCCUUCAGAUAGAUUAUCUUCUAUUCGUGCCUAUGAACGGAUGCCAUUGAAUUCUUUAAAUCAGUUACUUAAACAGCUAGAAAAAGAAAAACGAAGUCUUGAAUGUCAAGUAAAAGAAUAUGAGCUUAAAUUGGAACAAGCAUCAAAGGCUUUUCAUAAGACCAAUGAUGAGCGACGUGCCUAUUUAGCAGAAGUAUCUCAGUUAACAAUUUCACAAGCCUCUAAAAAACAACCUAUGGAUUCUUUGCCCAAGAUGAAAGAAAAUCUCCUUAAAAGAACCAGUGGCCUGACAAUAUGGUGCAAGCUCAAGGGGGUCGAGAAUUGUGAAAGGGGAAGAUGGAUUCCAGCAACCUGGAGGACAUCAGAUAUCAAGAAAGGACCAUUUAAAAAGACUGCAAGAACAAACCAUCUUCCAAAACUAAAUAUUUGACUCCAGAGAGUGAUUGACCGUGUUUUUUCACCUAUGAUUUUCAGGCUUUACAUUUAGUACUGAGUACUUUUCAUUGAGGGAAUGAAAUAGAUAAGAAAGGACUGACUACCAGACUACAAAGUUUUGGCUCCAUGUCACAAAGAUCUUUGACAGCAUAGAGGUAACCUUCUCAAGUAGUCAUAAAAUGUUUUAUAGCACUGCCAGGAUUUUGACAGACAUGAAGACAUGGAGAAAGAAAGGGAUUAGUUGUAUGCUUUUUUCUUUCAUUUACCCUCUAUCCUGGCCCAACCUAUAGAUAUUUCUUGUUUCUGUGAAUUAAUUUACUUUGGCCGUAUUUUGGAAAUAAAUCCAUUCAUUUGGCUUUGAGUUGGAUAAGCUAAAAUAGUAA